GCGGCGCUUCCUCCGCCCGGGCUUCCGCGUCGCAGCCCGGGAGCCGGAGCCCGGGGAGUCCGAGUCCUGGUGGGCGGCCCACCCGGACCGGACCGGACCGGGGGUCAGAGUCCAGGCGGCGGCCCGGGCCGAGGCGGCCGGCGCUGCGUCCCUGCGAGAUGGACGGGCCGGAAGGCAGUGCCGGGCAGCCCGGCCCCGCGGAGCGCUCCCAUCGAAGCAGCGUGUCCUCCGUGGGAGCCCGAGCAGCAGACGUGCUGGUGUACCUGGCGGAUGACACCGUGGUGCCCCUGGCAGUGGAGAGCCUGCCGUCCCUCAGUGCCCACGAGCUGCACCGCGCCAUCCGGGAGGUCCUGCAGCUCCCGGACGUCGCCCUGGAGAUCUUCGCCCUCUGGCUGGUCUCCCCGCUGCUGGAGGUGCAGCUGAAGCCCAAGCACCAGCCCUACAAGCUGGGCCGCCAGUGGCCAGAGCUGCUGCUGCGCUUCACUGACGCCCCGGACGACGACGUGGCCACAGAUGAGCCGUCCCUGCAGUUCCGAAGGAACGUGUUUUUCCCCAAGCGGAGGGAGCUCCAGAUCCACGACGAGGAGGUGCUGCGGCUGCUCUACGAGGAGGCCAAGGCCAACGUGCUGGCGGCGCGGUACCCCUGCGACGCGGAGGACUGCGAGGCGCUGGGCGCCCUGGUGUGCCGCCUGCAGCUCGGGCCCUUCCAGCCCGGCCAGCCCACCGCCUGCGCCGUGAGGGAGAAGCUGGACUCCUUCCUCCCCGCGCACCUGUGCAAGCGAGGCCACGGGCUCUUCGCCGCCCUCCGGGGCCGCGGGGCCAAGGCCGGGACCAGCGAGCAGGGCCUGCUCAGCGCCUACCGCAGGGUGAAGGAGGGCAGCGGCGACAGCGAGCGGGAGGCGCCCCUGCGGACCCACUACCAGGCCUACCUCGCCAAGUGCCACGAGCUUCCCUACUACGGGUGUGCCUUCUUCCACGGCGAGGUGGACAAGCCAGCCCAGAGCUUUUUGCACCGGGGCGGACGGAAGCCGGUGACGGUAGCCAUCAAUCUGGAGGGUGUGCAUGUCAUCGACAACAGGGAGAAGCACGUCCUGCUGGGCCUGCGUUUCCAGGAGCUGUCCUGGGACCACACGUCCCCCGAGGAGGAGGAGUCUGUCCUGUGGCUGGAGUUCGAUGGCAACAAUGAGGGCACGCCAGUCAACAAGCUGCUCAAGAUCUACUCCAAGCAGGCUGAACUGAUGAGCAGCCUCAUCGAGUACUGCAUCGAGCUGAGCCAGGCCUCUGAGCCCACUGCCCCCCAGGAGGGCGCCUACGGUCCCUCCUCCGCCCCCGGCUCCUCACCGCCUCCCGCUCAGCGCCCCCAGCUCCGCAGACAGGGCAGCGUGGUGAGCAGCCGGAUCCAGCACCUGUCCACCAUCGACUACGUGGAGGAGGGCGAGCAGAUCAGGCCGGUGAAGCCGAAGCGCACCACGUCCUUCUUCAGCCGGCAGCUGUCCCUGGGCCAGGGCAGCUACACCGUGGUGCAGCCCGGCGAGCGCCCAGACCAGGGCUGAGGCCGCGGCAGUGCGCAGGAGGCGGGCAGGGCCGGGCGGGGCCCUGAGCUGGAAGAAGGCUACCUCGACGCUGGAGCAGGGACGUCUGUGCUUGGCUGUGCCGGGCUGUGCCCAGCAGCUCAGGGAUCCCACCGGACCCUUCGCACUGUGGGCCCCGCUGCCACCCAGGACCUCUCCUCAGGCCCGGACCCCCUUACCCAGGGACUCGCCUGUGGGCCCAAGACGGACAGCGCUUCCUGCUCUGAAGCCACACGGCGGCUCCCACGGCAGGAGGUCAAGGACCAGGGCUUGGGCCCUGCAGGUCCCGUGUGCGUCUUUGUCCUCCCUGGACUUCGGCGACCACAUCCCCGCGGUGCCCUGGCCGGCAUUCCAUUCCACGCAUGUGCCAGGCGGGCGUCCCUGGCGGGUGGGCCGGGCCUCAGAGCUGAGCCAUGGCCGGUGGCAGCACCGGGAGGAGGGGCCGCACUCAGGCCCUCCCUGGAUGGAGGGAACCGGAGGGAGCUGGGCAGGCCCAGCGCAGCGGGGGCACCUGUGCCCUCACUCAGGCCUCUGUGGGCAGGGACACUGACCGGAAGGAAAGUGCCUCUUUGCUGGUUUUGGUGACGUCACUGUGCUGGAGGGCCCCCGCCCCCACUGGGAGAAGCUCCCAAACCCCCGGCUUCAGGUUGGUUUAGUUUUUACUCAUCAGCUUUGGUUCCUGGAACCCAGUAAACUCAGAAGCAACUGGAGAAAACUCCACACCCUCAGAGCCCACUCCCCCUGGGAGGUGGUGUGUGCUGGGGGCCGGCCAGGCGGGAAGUCCCAUCCCAACAGCGGUCCCUCUUUCUUGGGAACAAAUGGCCGCGGUGAAUGUGGCGCCGGCUGGCCAGCCCAGGAGCUCCCCGCUUCCUGGGACUUUCUGCGGGAAGAGGCGCCCGCUCAGCCAGCUCAGGGCUCGCUUUGUCUCCUUCCUGGCGGGCUGUGGGCGAGGAAAUGCCAGCCACGCCUCCAGAUGCCAGAGCCACCUCCUCCCUGGUGACGUGGGAACUCCAGGUGUCUGAGGUGGGCUCGCCUCGGGCAGCAGGGACCGUAUUUGUCAUAAAAGGUGCCCAGCCUGGAGUCACUGGCUCCCGCUGCCCAGCGUCUGGCUCCCGGCCCUUGGCCCUCCAGCCCACACACUGUUUUGAUGCCAAGUGCACUCUUAUCUGAUGGGCCCCGGGGCCUGUGGGUGUGGUGGGCGUGUGUGCACACAAAUUACUUUUUACUCCUGUUUUCUAAGCAGCCAUUGUGUCUUAACCUUUCCUCCUGUCCUUUGGGACAAAGCCUUUUGCUAAAUGUCCUUUAAAUAUUCUGAUUGUUUUGUACCACGUGACUUAUUAAUAAUAAAACCUUUCCAGCA
Molecule: messenger RNA, 2931 nt
Organism: Pipistrellus kuhlii (Kuhl's pipistrelle)
Lineage: Eukaryota; Metazoa; Chordata; Mammalia; Chiroptera; Vespertilionidae
Gene: FRMD8
Product: FERM domain containing 8
Exons: 11
Coding region: 159-1553 (464 amino acids)
Biological process (GO): negative regulation of canonical Wnt signaling pathway
Cellular component (GO): plasma membrane; cytoskeleton
Source: RefSeq, a predicted model, not a curated record